ACAGGCUCAAAGAGUCGGCUCAAAGAGUCGACUCGUUUCAUAGGCAUCGAAUUUGCUGAAGUAUAAAUGAGUCCGCAUGGGGCGUUUCGCCGCAGUUUAGACUGAUGAUGGCCCCCAGAGGAGUACACACACUGCUUUUAGCUUUACUCUGGACUACAUUUUCCAGCUCCACACUCGGGAUUCAUCUGCAUAAGGCGAGGAUCCGAGUGAAGAGUGAAAAUGCAGAAUUUCUCAGUUUUAAUACAUCAAGUGGACACAUGAUUGAUAACCUGAAGCUGAUCCGUGAUCCCCACAGUGUAAACAUCUAUGCAGGAAGUCCUCAGGGCCUGUACAUGUUAAAUCCAGGAGAACAUCCAGCAGUGAAGCAGGUGCAUGUGCCAAUAUUUGAACGGGAAUGCAAGAGCAAUCCUACUGAUUGUGAAUACAAAAUCACUCUGCUGAAAGAGGGGAGGAAUGGAAAUCCACUGUUCAUGUGUGGAUCCAGAAAAGGGAAUACAAAGUGCUGUGAUGUGAGCUCAGAGAACAUUCCCGUGAACUGCUCCAUACUGAUGCAUCCAACACAAAUCGAUGACCCGUCUUUGCACGUUGGUGACUCGCUAUAUUACACAGUCUCGAGUGGGAAGAGUGAACAAACUAGCGAAGGCCUUUACAGAUGGACCGCUGACGGAAUCACCUGGACACAGUCGAGACAAACCGAGCAGAGGAAUGUAAAAAUUUUAGCAAAUGAAGGCAAUGGGUCACUGGAUGGAAAAGUGUACUCCUUCUUCAUCGAGCAGAACCAGAACCAGGAUCUGGACUCGGACAUGACCCUCUGGAUACCGCGAGUUUCUCAGAUCUGCAUGGCGGAUCGGGGUGGCAGUAAAUCAGUUCUGCAGUACCGCUGGACAUCCAUGUUGACCGCACGCCUGUUUUGCGGCGAUGAGAAGAAGCGGAUCUCGUAUACCGAGCUGCUGGACGUUGCUGUGCUGGAAGCUACAGACUGGAAAAACACCGCAAUUUACGCCCUCUUCAAAAAUGCCUACGACUUGAGAGCCGUGUGUGUUUACAAAAUGUCCGACAUCAUUCGGGUCUUCACGAGCAACACAUUCAAAGAUGAAUCUGAGAGGUUUUCUUCACCACGUCCUGGAGAGUGUGUAGAAGACAGUCGUACGUUAUCACCAAGUUUUCUGAAGUUUAUGACACGUCGUCCGGAGUUGAAGCAGUGGAUUAAGCCUGCACGGGACCCUCUGUUGUUCGACCACCAUCACUACACACUCCUGCAGGUGGACAGAGUGAAGAGCAAGAGAUCAGAAAACAGUCAUCAUAAUGUCCUCCUCAUGAGUCUAGACAAUGGCAAGGUCCAUAAAGUCCUGGAGCAGGAUGGUGACCCCUUCAUCAUCGCCGAGUACGAGCCCUUUAAAACCAGGACACACAUCUCCAGCAUGCUGCUCGACAGUACAACAAAAAAGCUGUACGUGAGCUCCAACAGCGAGGUGAUCCGGAUCGACCUGCAGGACUGCAGCGUGUACGGGAAACACUGCGAGACCUGUGUGAUGGCCCGAGACCCGUACUGCAGCUGGUCCUUGGCGAUAUGUUCAGCUCAACUUGGAUCCUUUCAAGAUGUGACCCAUGGAAAUCACUCUGUAUGUGAAAAUGAUGUCCCCAAAAUCAGUGAGUCUCGGACAAAUAGCAAGAGAGACCUUCCUAGCAGCGUCCCUCGAGACUCUAAGUUCUACCUUAGUUGUCCCAUGGAAUCCCAGCAUGCAUCAUAUGUUUGGGACCACCAGGGCAGGAGAAGGGAGUGUGUCUCAACUGAACAGGACUGCCUUUUGAUGAUCGACAGCAUGAGCGAAAAGGACGAGGGCGUUUAUGAAUGCGUCUCCUCAGAGAACGGCUACGACAGGACGAUCGUCCGUCAGGAGCUGCUGAUGAACUCCGCCUCGGAGACCAGAACGACUCGCGUCACGUCAGCGUUAGCGUGCCUUCUGUUCCUGAUCUCUGUGAUCUGCUAGCGCUGUCUGGAUGUUGAAUUCACGUCGUGCCUUUCUCAGAACGAAGGUUGAUAUCGAUAGUGAUAGAACAAAGCAAAUACUGGUUAGAUGUUGAUAUGAGGGAAUUAAACCAGUGCUCACGGACCCGCUAAUAGAUGACGCAGACACCGCCUCGACUUUUGUAGCGAACUGAACCCUUUCUCAAAGUUUUCUAAAUGCAAUAACACACACACACAAACCAUGAAUAGUAAUGUUACAACAGAAGAGACACAAUAAGACAAGAACACACCCACCGCUGUUCAUCUUCCUGUGUUCACCGGAGUUACCGACGUUUCAUCACCCAUAUCCUACAUCAUCCUGCCUUUGUUGAACUCAAGUUUAUCGAGCACAGAGACUGACGAGCAUCCACGAGUUUCCACAUUUUACCCAACCACAAAGUGUGAAACCAUGUUUACUGUGACAGACGUGUUUUACACAACCAUGCUUAAGAUGCACAGAGCAACAUACUGUAGUGUUGUAAGUUACUCCGAAGUAUUAAGAGCAUUUGCACUUUUUUCUCCACCCGUGGGUCACGUAAUUUAUUACCUUCUUCUUGUUCCUGUCGUAUAUUAACUUCCCGCUUUUGGUUUGCAUGUAUAGAAUAGAAUUUAUAUUAAGACCAAUUAAAAUCACUAUUUUACUAAGA
Messenger RNA from Ictalurus furcatus (blue catfish), 2655 nucleotides. RefSeq names its product semaphorin-7A-like. Gene Ontology annotation, biological process: semaphorin-plexin signaling pathway; integrin-mediated signaling pathway; regulation of inflammatory response. Gene Ontology annotation, molecular function: chemorepellent activity; integrin binding; semaphorin receptor binding. Lineage: Eukaryota; Metazoa; Chordata; Actinopteri; Siluriformes; Ictaluridae. The record is from RefSeq and is a predicted model, not a curated record. The transcript is spliced from 14 exons. Bases 105 to 1991 code for a protein of 628 amino acids.